Dryobates pubescens (Downy woodpecker) is the source of this 1886-nucleotide messenger RNA. RefSeq names its product glucosaminyl (N-acetyl) transferase 4 (gene GCNT4). Bases 153 to 1541 code for a protein of 462 amino acids. Gene Ontology annotation, molecular function: acetylglucosaminyltransferase activity. The transcript is spliced from 2 exons. NCBI's taxonomy places the organism in Eukaryota, Metazoa, Chordata, Aves, Piciformes, Picidae. The record is from RefSeq and is a predicted model, not a curated record. Gene Ontology annotation, cellular component: membrane.
UUUUCUGUUGCCCCCAGAAAAAGAAUUAUCAAGAAUGAUGCCCAGAGAAAGGGAAAAUGAAGAACAGAAUAAUGAGGCAGCUCUGCAUUGACAAGCUGCAUUUUAACUGAAGCUACAACUUGCAAGACCUGACAGUGGUAGGAGUGCCGAAGAUGCCUAAGUUAGUCUUGCAAAUGAAGAGAAACAAGUGUCUCUACAGUUGUCCUUCACGAAGGAAGAUCCUGAUCCUCUGUGUUACUGGGUGGCUAAUAGCAUUGCUGAAGCUUCUCCACGUUGAAAGACACUUUUUCCCCUCUAAGGGUGUUUAUUUGGUUGAGCACUUCUUGGGCACAUCUUCUUACAUUAGAAACAGUUAUUUCUACCUUAGGAAUGAGUUCCAGUAUGAAAUUAACUGUUCAUCUAUAUAUGAACAAGAUCCGCAUGAAAUUGGCAAGAGUUUAGAGAUAAGAAGGAAAGAGAUAAUUGAUUUAGCUGAUGAGGAUGUAAUAGCAAUGACAAGUGCUUGUGACAUGUAUCGUUCACUUAGGAAAUACCACCUAAAACCUAUUUCUCCGGAGGAGGAAAGUUUUCCAGUCGCCUAUUCCUUGGUUGUUCACAAAGAUGCAAUAAUGGUAGAAAGGCUCAUACAUUCACUGUACAGUCAUCAAAAUAUUUAUUGCAUCCAUUAUGACCAAAAAGCAGCAAAAAGUUUCAAGUCUGCUAUGAACAAUCUAGCUAAAUGUUUCCCCAAUAUUUUCAUUGCAUCAAAAUUGGAGACAGUGGACUAUGCACAUAUUUCACGGCUGCAGGCAGAUUUCAAUUGUUUGUCUGAUUUGAUGGAGUCUUCUGUUCCUUGGAAGUAUGCUAUUAAUCUGUGUGGCCAAGAUUUCCCUUUGAGGUCAAAUUUUGAGCUGGUUGCUGAACUGAAGAAACUUGGUGGAGGAAAUAUGCUGGAAACUAUAAAGCCAAGCAGCAGCAAAAGAGAACGAUUUACUUAUCACCAUGAACUUAUGAAAGUGCCUUAUGAGUACAUGCAGAUGCCUGUGAAAACAAACAUUUCUAAGAACCCACCACCUCAUAAUAUUGAGGUAUUUGUAGGCAGCGCCUAUUUCAUUUUAAGUCGAGCAUUUGUUCAAUAUACCCUUGAGAGUGCUCUUGCAAAAGACUUUUUUGAGUGGUCAAGGGAUACAUACUCUCCAGAUGAGCAUUUCUGGGCCUCCCUUGUACGUGUUCCUGGGGUCCCUGGGGAAGUUCCGAGGUCAGCCCAGGACAUAACAGACCUACAAAGCAAAACUCGUCUGGUGAAGUGGAAUUAUCUUGAAGAUCAUUUGUAUCCUCCUUGCACUGGCACACACCUUCGCAGUGUCUGCAUCUAUGGGGCUGCAGAGUUAAGAUGGCUUCUCAGUUACGGGCACUGGUUCGCCAACAAGUUUGACUCCAAAGUAGAUCCUGUCCUGGUGAAAUGCUUGGCAGAAAAACUGGCAGAACAACAGAAAGAGUGGGUGAAUUUGUCCUCUGAUGAGUACUUUCUGCACAUAAAUUCUACGAAUGCCUCACUUUAGCAGCACUGUGUUCCCUGCUGCCAGUACUGUGCACUGUUACACCACAGCGCCUGCAGUUUCUCUGCCCUGACUUGCCGCAGGAUGUUAAUGGCUGAUACCCUGCAUGAAGUUCAGGGUCCUGAAGCAAUAGGUUCCUGGCCAUUUAUUUAUUAAAAGUUAUAUCUGUCUGGUUAACUCUUUUGUAACUUGCCAUGAUAAUGCUGUAAUUGUUAUCAGGGUGAUUCUGAGAGGGUGGUGUUUGGAGGCUCUGGCACUGUCUGUCUCAAUGGAGUAUUUCAGAAAUGUGCUUUACAUCAAGUGUGUUUGCAUCUUUCCUAAGAAAUUCCAACAUCUCUCUCUGUCUGC